Tribolium castaneum (red flour beetle) is the source of this 832-nucleotide messenger RNA. RefSeq lists its product as uncharacterized. The transcript has a single exon. NCBI's taxonomy places the organism in Eukaryota, Metazoa, Arthropoda, Insecta, Coleoptera, Tenebrionidae. Gene Ontology annotation, biological process: rRNA processing. Gene Ontology annotation, cellular component: small-subunit processome; nucleolus. The coding region runs from base 84 to 794 and encodes 236 amino acids. The record is from RefSeq and is a predicted model, not a curated record.
ACAUUGUCAGACUUAGUAGUUGUCAAAAUAGCAAUUUUAAGGUUGGUUUCUCAUCAUUGACACAUGUGUUGAUUUUUUUGAAAAUGUCUGUUUGGAAAAAGGCCGCAAAGGCCCACCAGAAAAGCCACAAAGAGCGGCACCAGCCAGAGGAACGCAAGCACCUCGGUCUAUUAGAAAAAAAGAAGGAUUAUGUCAAGCGAGCCAAAGACUUCAACGAAAAGAAAGAAACCCUUAAACUUUUGCGUAAACGAGCCCUCAACAAAAAUCCUGAUGAGUUUUACCACCACAUGAUUAACUCAAAAACGGAAAAUGGCAUGCACUUUGAAAAAGAGACUGAAGCGGAAGACACACUUGAACAAAUAAGGCUAAUGCGAAGCCAAGAUUUGAAGUACAUCACGACGAAACGGACACAAGAAUUGAAGAAAAUUGAGAAGCUUCAAGCACAGUUGCAUUUAGCAAGUGUGGAUCAUAGUGUUAAGAAUAAACAUAUUUAUUUCACGAAGAAUCUAGACAAGGACGAAUUAAAGAAGAAGAAACUGGAACAGCUGUCCAAAAAAGAGUUGCCUGAUGUGAACCUUGAUGAUUUAGCUGAAGCGGCGAAGAAAAAGAAACAUUUGUACAACGAACUAGCUAAGAGAAUCAACAGGGAGAAGGAACUAUCAGUCAUUCAACAAAAAAUUGAAAUAAAAAGACACGUGGAGAAUAGGAAGAACGUUUUGCCCCCAAAACGAGUGCGGAGAGGUAACCGCACCCAAGCACCGGUCUAUGUCUGGCAGUAUGAACGAAAAAAGUGAUUUGUAAACCAUUUAUUCAAUAAAUUAUUCCAAAUUUU